AUCACUUUCUCAAGAAAUCUGCUGUCAUUCUUUAGAUCUCCCUGGGAAGACAACAGAACAAAAACCCACAACAAAACCAUCUGUGAGUGCAUCUCCAGAGUUAAUAAAGCAUCUCACAAAGCACACUGAGGUGGUGAUGAGCUCUGAGAAAUAGUCCAGGUGAGACCUAAGGAACAUCUCUUUCUCCAGAUGGAACAGCCUAACUUUGUUCCUGCGGCACAUCUUACAGCCCCUCUUGCCUGUGCUCCUGAGCUCUGCCCCUCCAGCUGGAGCCACAGGUUUAUCUGGAGGCAAGGAGUUUCUCCUUUGUAAGCUGAGACCCAGGAGGAGGGAUCUGCUGGACCCUGGAGGGGAAAGUGUUUAGCUGCCCAGGAGGAACGAAGAGAGGCAGAGCCUGGGCACCAUGGCUGGAUUCUCCACUCUUGGGCUUCUCUUCCUGGGUCAGCUCUUAGCCACAGCAUCUGCUCAGUCCUCUCAGAGAGUAGGACCACAAGGCCCUCCUGGACCACAAGGACCCCCAGGACCAUCUGGCAAGGACGGAAUCGAUGGAGAGCCAGGCCCUCCUGGUUUACCAGGCCCAGCAGGCCCAAAAGGUGCACCAGGGAAGCCUGGAGCAGCUGGUGAAGCUGGAUUGCCUGGCCUUCCUGGGGUGGAUGGUUUAACUGGAACUGAUGGCCCACCUGGCCCAAAUGGGCCUCCAGGAGACCGUGGUGCAUUAGGACCUGCUGGGCCACGUGGAUCUGCUGGCAAAGGACUGCCAGGACCUCCGGGGCCUCCAGGACCCAGUGGGCUCCCAGGUGGAAAUGGAUUUCGGGGUCCUCCUGGACCUUUUGGUCUGCCAGGAUUCCCAGGGCCUCCUGGACCACCUGGACCUCCUGGACUGCCAGGCAGCCUUCACGAUGGUGCUGGAGACCUUCAGUGCCCAGCCCUGUGCCCACCAGGUCCUCCAGGUCCUCCAGGAAUGCCAGGGUUCAAGGGACACACUGGUCACAAAGGAGAGCCUGGUGAAAUAGGAAAAGAUGGAGAGAAGGGUAACCCUGGGCCUCCUGGGCCUCCAGGCAUUCCUGGCAGCGUUGGCCUGCAGGGCCCCAGAGGACUAAGAGGCCUCCCUGGCCCAAUGGGUCCAGCUGGUGACAGAGGUGACAUUGGCUUCAGAGGACCACCUGGAAUCCCAGGACCUCCAGGGAAAGCUGGAAUCCAAGGAAACAAAGGACCUCGAGGGUUCAGGGGGCCCAAAGGUGAUACAGGCAAACCUGGACCAAAAGGAAACCCAGGGGCUCGUGGACUCAUAGGAGAACCUGGCAUGCCUGGCAAGGAUGGACAGGAUGGAGCUCCAGGACUCGAUGGUGAGAAGGGAGAUGCUGCUCGCAUGGGUGCUCCUGGAGAGAAAGGACCAAACGGACUGCCUGGACUGCCUGGAAGAGCAGGUAGUAAAGGCUCAAAGGGUGAACCAGGCAGUCCUGGAGAGAUGGGAGAAGCAGGUCCCUCUGGAGAGCCAGGCAUGCCUGGUGAUGUUGGUGUUCCUGGUGAGAGAGGGCUGCCAGGACCCAGAGGAGCAACUGGACCACUUGGUCUUCAAGGCCCCAUUGGAGCCCCUGGUGUCAGAGGUUUCCAGGGUCCCAAAGGUGCCAGUGGUGAGCCUGGCCUUCCUGGGCCAACUGGAAUUCGUGGAGAGCUGGGUGACAGGGGUCCUGCUGGUGUUCCUGGUCCCAAAGGUAACCAGGGCAUUGCUGGAGCAGAUGGCCUCCCAGGUGACAAAGGAGAACUGGGUCCCUUUGGUCCCCCUGGCCAAAAAGGAGAGCCAGGAAAAAGAGGAGAACUUGGCCCCAAAGGUGCCCAAGGACCUAAUGGGACAACUGGAGUACCAGGGAUCCCAGGACAUCCAGGGCCCAUGGGCCAUCAAGGGGAGCAAGGUGUUCCUGGCAUCACAGGGAAACCUGGACCUCCUGGCAAAGAGGCCAGUGAACAACAUAUAAGAGAGCUCUGUGGGGAGCUGAUCAAUGAGCAAAUUGCACAGCUGGCUGCUAACCUGAGGAAGCCUCUGGCUCCGGGAAUGACGGGUCGGCCCGGCCCUGCUGGGCCCCCAGGGCCUCCUGGAGCUAUAGGAAGCGUUGGGCAUCCUGGUCCUCGUGGUCCUCCUGGAUACAGAGGGCCAACAGGAGAACUGGGUGAUCCUGGUCCCAGAGGUGACAUUGGGGAAAAGGGAGAUAAAGGACCUGUUGGACUAGGUAUUGAUGGGCCUGAUGGUGAUCAAGGGCUUCAAGGACCCCCAGGUGUACCUGGAAUUACUAAGAACGGCCGCGACGGUGCUCAGGGGGAACCUGGCCUUCCAGGGGAUCCUGGCACUCCUGGUGCUGUUGGGGCUCAGGGAACUCCAGGAAUAUGCGACACGUCGGCCUGCAUGGGAGCUGUUGGAGCAGCAACUUCCAAAAAGUCAUAAAGCAAGAGUAGAAGGAGUGGAGAAGUGACUGAGUAUUUAAAUAAAGAGUGCUUUGUAAGAAAACAGACAGAAUCCUCCUAGUGAUAAGUGGACAGGUGUUCCUUCUGGCCUAUUAAGUGGAGACAUUGACACAGUUCUAUGAAAAAGAAAGGAUCAGAUGAAAACUUUUAAUGACAGAUGCUUUAUUUUCUCCUCCCCCAGUUAUUUUCACUGCUAAACAAACCUCACCUUCCCUCCCUCCCUUUGGCCAAAAGACCUGCAAGAGGAAGCCCUGUUCCUUUCUACCCUCACCCCCUGCAACCAUAUACUUGUCUGGAUAAACCUUUGAGCCUUGUCAGUUGAACUCCUCAGUGCUGCUCGGACUGACCUCGGUCACACAGGUCUGUGCACUAAGAUGGGAGCUGUUAAGGUAGUUGAGCACCCAACUGCAGCUUCCAUCAGUGAAAAGUAGGCAUUGCACCAUCCCUUGUUUUAAUAUCUUAAGACUGUGGCCAGAGCACAGCCCACAGCAGAGGUAUAUGCUGCCAGCUCCCAGUUUUCAGAUUGCACCUCAACUGUUUGCCAAGACUAGGAACCAGUAACCCUCUUGCAAUCCAGCUCUGCAAAAGUGUAAUGUAUAUAUUUUAAUUUACAGGGGCAAUUUGUGUCUAUUUCUACAGAAUAAGAAAGGAAAUUAAGUGACAGCAUUUCCACCACCUCUACUUAAGCUAUUUGCACGGUAAUUGUAAACAAAACCCCCAAUCAAAAAGGAUGCUCAAUUCCUGCCAAAGCCACCUCUGUCUGUAAACUGUUGUAAAAAUAAAAGGAGAUUUUUUUAAA
Molecule: messenger RNA, 3259 nt
Organism: Pogoniulus pusillus (Red-fronted tinkerbird)
Lineage: Eukaryota; Metazoa; Chordata; Aves; Piciformes; Lybiidae
Gene: COL9A3
Product: collagen type IX alpha 3 chain
Exons: 34
Coding region: 404-2440 (678 amino acids)
Biological process (GO): extracellular matrix organization
Cellular component (GO): collagen type IX trimer
Molecular function (GO): extracellular matrix structural constituent conferring tensile strength
Source: RefSeq, a predicted model, not a curated record